AUGAAACUGUGUGACGCUCUGGUCCUUCUAGUCCAACAGGCCAGCUUUCUGCUGAGAGCGGCUCUGCUCUCCGUCCUGCUGUGUGGCCUGCAGCACGUGCUAGCAGACUCAGAUGAGGUUGCCCCGACCGAAUGGGAGCUCUGGAAAAGCAGCCAUGGCAUAAGCUACGAUGAAUUAGAUGACAUGCAAAGGAGGACCAUCUGGCUGGAGAAUAAGCAGAUGAUUGAAGACAAUAACCAAGGGUUUCUCAUGGGGAUGAGGACAUACAGCAUGGCUAUGAAUAGAUAUGGAGACCUAACAAAACAAGAAUACCAGAUUUUGCAAGGUGCCAGGAUAAAUGCCCAGUUUGCAAAGAGAGAGAAGGUAGCCUCAGCUCGACGACUGCGUAACAAUGCAAGGCAUUUAGAUGGUUAUGCUGUCGACUACAGAAGAAUGGGUUAUGUCACUGAGGUUAAAGAUCAGGGUUACUGUGGCUCAUGCUGGGCCUUCAGCACCACAGGCGCUAUAGAGGGACAACUGUACAAGCAGACAGGUCAGCUAAUAUCCUUGAGUGAACAAAACUUGGUGGACUGUUCCAAAAACUUUGGUACCUAUGGCUGCAGCGGAGCCUGGAUGGCCAAUGCUUACGACUAUGUGGUCAGCAACGGGUUGCAGUCGACAGACACCUACCCAUACACCUCAGUGGACACUCAACCCUGUUUCUACGACAGCAGACUUGCAGUUGCUCAUAUCAGAGACUACAGGUUCAUUCCCCAGGGAGAUGAGCAGGCUCUGGCUGACGCACUGGCAACUAUUGGGCCCAUUACAGUUGCUAUUGAUGCAGAUCAUUCAAGUUUCCUGUUUUACAGCUCAGGAAUAUAUGACGAGCCCAACUGCAGCCCCAACAAUCUGAGUCAUGCAGUGGUCCUGGUUGGCUAUGGCUCAGAAGAAGGCCAAGACUACUGGAUCAUCAAGAACAGUUGGGGGACCGGCUGGGGUGAAGGCGGUUACAUGCGAAUUGUCCGAAACGGCAGAAACACUUGUGGCCUCGCCAGCUACGCCUUGUACCCUAUUCUAUGAUUUGGUAAGAUGUGGUAGUGUUAAGGCUACCCUCUUCCACUGGACUUCAUCUCCAGAAAACAACAGUCAGUGCUCAUACAGACCAAGCCGCCUCUGUACUCCUAUC
This is a messenger RNA of Archocentrus centrarchus (flier cichlid), 1165 nucleotides long. It is a transcript of the gene cts12, whose product is annotated as cathepsin 12. Lineage: Eukaryota; Metazoa; Chordata; Actinopteri; Cichliformes; Cichlidae. Bases 1 to 1059 code for a protein of 352 amino acids. Gene Ontology annotation, biological process: proteolysis. The record is from RefSeq and is a predicted model, not a curated record. The transcript has 7 exons. Gene Ontology annotation, molecular function: cysteine-type peptidase activity.